This is a messenger RNA of Brienomyrus brachyistius, 1567 nucleotides long. It is a transcript of the gene tm4sf21b, whose product is annotated as transmembrane 4 L six family member 21b. The transcript has 5 exons. The record is from RefSeq and is a predicted model, not a curated record. Bases 318 to 926 code for a protein of 202 amino acids. Lineage: Eukaryota; Metazoa; Chordata; Actinopteri; Osteoglossiformes; Mormyridae. Gene Ontology annotation, cellular component: membrane.
CUUUCUUUUUUUGCAAGCAUAAACAUUUUAUUCCAUAAGUGUUAACAGUCUACUGUUGAUAAGACAUUUUUCCACUUAUGGGAUGGUCAUCUAGUACCUCCCACAACCGCCCACUCUUCACCUGUACAAUUAUGGUUAUAUAAACAGACCCAUCACAGUUCUCCCUCAUUAAAGUGCAGAGAGGAGAGGAGAAGGGACGGGAUAGGAACGGAAAGCCAUCCCAUCACACGGCAAAGCCUACAGGACUGUGGGUCCCCCGAACAUUUUAACCACAGGGAAAAAAUCGUCAAGGUAACUUUGGACAAGGAAGCGGGACCAUGUGUACGGGAAAGUGUGCCAAGUGCAUCGGGGUGAUGCUGUACCCCUUAGCGCUGAUCUCCAUUGUCUGCAACAUCAUACUGUUCUUCCCGGACUGGAAAACCAAGUACGCCGAGGAGGAGCGGGAAGGCUUGGGGCCCCGUCUCACAGAGGAAGUGAAAUACAUGGCAGGCGUCAUUGGAGGGGGCAUCAUGGUGCUGAUCCCUGCCAUCCACAUCCACCUGACGGGAAAGCAGGGUUGUUGUGCGAAUCGCUGCGGGAUGUUUCUGUCCAUCGGCUUUGCGGCAGUGGGGGUGGUGGGUGGUCUCUACUGCUUCAGUGUGUCCAUUGUUGGUCUUAUCAAUGGACCCAUGUGCAAUUACAAGAAUCCUGACACCCUCAGUCUACAGUGGGGGACACCAUUUAUCAACAGCACUGAGAGUUAUCUGACUGACCGGGAAAUGUGGGACAUUUGUCUGGAGCCCAAGGACGUGGUUCAAUUCAACGUCGGUCUGUUCUCCACCAUGCUCAUAGCUGGUGGUCUGGAAAUUAUCCUAUGCACUAUCCAGGUGGUCAAUGGGCUGUUUGGGUGCCUCUGUGGGACGUGCAACAAGAAGCAGUCAUAUUAAUCAGCGCAGAGGUAAUAGGAGAAGAAAGAACGCGCCUCGAGUACGAUGGACUGACUGCGCCCUCUUGUGUCCACGGAGGGCAACAGUUCUUAAUAGACCACUACUGAAAAUAGCUUUACGGGACCAUUUUAAAUUAUCAUUCACAGUAAACACAUACUACCUUUUCUAAGGAUUGGUAUUAUUCCUAAUUACUACUUGUGAAGGAAUAGUACUUUACAACUAAUGUUUAUAAAAUACAAAAAUGUUAAUCAGUUUGUUUUUAUAUGAAUUGUUUAUACACUUGUACACUUUUUCAUUGUCUUUUGAACUGUCAAUGAAUGGUCUAACCAUGACAGUGAUUCUCGCUGAUAAAUAUUAAAUAAGGUGGUAAACUACUAAGCAUUAUUAUACGUAAGAGAGGAUGAAACCAUGUAACAAAAUAUCAGUAAUUCUAUGACUGGUAUCCUUUUGCUACAUUGUUUUAACUUCAGCUGAAUCUUGUGUCAUGGAAAUUUGACUCAGGUUUUCAAACCUGACUGUUUCUCCUUUGAAACAGGUGAAGGUUUGCAUCUUUCAUGAACCUUGAAACCUUAUAGUAUAUAGCACAAAAUAUUUUGCUUUGUCCAGAGUGAGUUAUUUUAUGUAAAAUUGUAAAAUAUUAC